Messenger RNA from Lycium barbarum (goji berry), 827 nucleotides. RefSeq names its product CASP-like protein 4D1. Bases 85 to 606 code for a protein of 173 amino acids. The transcript is spliced from 3 exons. The record is from RefSeq and is a predicted model, not a curated record. Lineage: Eukaryota; Viridiplantae; Streptophyta; Magnoliopsida; Solanales; Solanaceae.
UCUCUGCCAUCUAAAUAUCUGUAUCUCGAGAUAUUAGAAUUAUUCUCUCAAGAUAACUAAAACAGAAGAAAAUUAAGGGCAAGAAUGGAAACACCAAGGGCUAUGGCACUCCUUGUUCUUAGAUUUCUUACUAUGUUGUUGUCAGCUGGUACGAUUCCACUCAUGAUUACCAACAGCUUCGAACUUAGUGGAGGCGAGAAAACCAAAUACAGUGACAUUAAGGCCUACAGGUAUGUACUAGCAGCAGCAGUUGUUGUAUGUGCGUACUCAUUGAUUCGGCUACCUUUCGCAAUUUAUUAUGCCAUGACAGGAGAGAAAUUUAUUUAUGGCAGGUUCCUUGGCAUGUUGGAUUUCUACGUAGAUAAGGCGUUAACUUGCUUCAUGGCAAGUGGAGUUGGUAUGGGUUAUGGUGUCAGUUAUGAACUCAAACGUUACCUAAAUGGAUUUGUAGACAAUAUUGAAUCAUCUGGGAUUGAUGCAUAUGAAGAAUUAAGGACCGAGAGCCAAAAGUUUUUUGAUAGGGGUAAUUUAGCAACUGGUCCACUUUUUGCUGGAUGUAUUGUCAUGGCUGCUCUCACCAUUAUCACAUCAUUCCAUCGCAAAUGAAGACACUUUUGGUGCAACAAAUAAUUAGUGAAUAAACCUCGAGUCUCUUUUUGUAAACUAAGGAACCCGAGUUCUGGGUAAACCUCAAGUCUUGUUGGUUAAUUUUAUGAGAUGUUUAAUGAUUUCCUUGUUUGUGUUGAUCUUAAGAUGCAAUAAUAUUAUGUGUACUUGUCUCAAUAAGUAUGAUGGAAAUAUACUACUGUUGUUAUUGUUGUUGUUAA